CCCCCUCUCUGUGUCUCCUUUUCUGUCUCCCCAGUCCCCAUCUCUGUCGUCUCUCUCUUUCUCUCCCCAGUCCCCCCCUCUGUCUCUCCU
Molecule: messenger RNA, 90 nt
Organism: Schistocerca cancellata (South American locust)
Lineage: Eukaryota; Metazoa; Arthropoda; Insecta; Orthoptera; Acrididae
Exons: 2
Source: RefSeq, a predicted model, not a curated record